Messenger RNA from Ectocarpus sp. CCAP 1310/34, 2957 nucleotides. NCBI's taxonomy places the organism in Eukaryota, Phaeophyceae, Ectocarpales, Ectocarpaceae. The record is from the annotation of a GenBank genome assembly.
CCCGUCCUCGCAUAAAACCUCCGGUUGACCACACACAGCACACAACUGAGCGUGAGCACGGAGAUCAACAAAAACAACCGCGCCUCUCGCUCUCGCCAUUGCUUCCGCCCUCCCCUCCGCCGCGUUCGUAGUUAGUAGGCCUCGUCCCCCAACACCAACAACGACAAGAUGGUGUACAACCCGCCGGUGGAGCGUGGAGAGGAUGGCGAGCCGAUCAAGGACGGAAUAGUCGCGCUCACGCACCCCGUUAACCCGAUGCGCCGCGGCGCGUACGUCGAGCAGGCGACGAGGGCGACGGGAUGGGCCGCCAUGUAUAUCCUGGGCUGGCUCCUGAUGAGGCUCUCGUGCUACGCCGGGCUACCCGGGGACUGCAACCUUCCCGACGAGCCACUUGAAGUCCUGACGGUGCUGCUGGUCUUGCUGGUGUUCUCCUUGGCACAGGCGUGGUUCUGCGAGAUUAUGGAGGAAAGAAGGUUCCGAGAUCUGACUUCCAAGGUCUACUUCCCCAUCUUCUUGGUCGGAGCGGCCCUUGCUCUGUCGGGGCUCUCGCGGGCAGAGUCCCUCCGCAACUCCCUGCAGGAGGAGAGGAGAGACCUGUCAACCUUCCAAGUGACGAUCUUCAUCAUCCUCCUCAUCAUCACGGUGGUCGUCUUGCUGCUGCACUUCGCCGAGGCGUGGAAGGUCCUCCCGGGCGCUCACCUCAUCUCCGGCAUCGGGGUGCCCCGUGUGGAGGUGCGGGAGGACCUCCUGUCGAUAUACGUGGCCUCGCGGAUGCUGAUCCUGGCGUACUUCAUCCUGUACGCGGCAUUCUCGGUGGCGAGGGACGACGGCUGGGGCUACCAGCUCUACCUGCUCGCCUGGGUGCUCUCCCUCUUCGCGCAGUUCAAGUCGUUCGUCAGCGUUUUCUGGCUGGCGGUCACGACGGGCGUGUUUUUGCAGGGCAUCGGGGCGUACGGGAUCGCUUUCUUGUGCGACGAGCGGGUACAAUGACGUCAUUCAUUUGAAGCGGCUGCUGUUGUAUCAAACGAGAUCUCGAUCAACUCUGUUGUACCUGCCUGGGAGUGUUGCGACGGGAGAAGGUGGCAACCGCCGAUGACCGACAACGAUCAGGCUGGGGGGUUGGAUCUGCGUGCGUCGCUCGAUGUCCAUCCGUGAUGUUGCACGUGCUUGGCCAAUUGGGGAAGAAAGUGGACAUGUAUCGCACGACGACGCCGUGUCGUUUUAUCAUGUUGCGCUUGAGAGAGAUUGCGAUGAACACCGGCGGGGAACGUGGCAACGCGGCGAGGGGGUGGGGGGGACACGCGCGCUGAACCCCUUUACGCCAUACCCCCGACGAUGAUAUAGAUGUCCCGAACAUGGAUGCCCGAUCGGCCUUUAGAGAUACCCUGGAUGUCCCGAAGAUGAAAGCCCGAUCGGCUUGUAGAGAAUACCGACGGAUUGUCCCUUGCGGGUGGGGUUUCUUUGCUCUAUCGAGAUUCGGGGGGCGGGGGGCGGCGCAGGAUCUGUUUGCUCGGGGGGGGUCGCAGGAUCAUGUUUUCUCGAUGCUCGUUGUAUCUCGGGGCGAGUGGGACGGAGGGCUGUAGGGCUACCUUUGUUUGCUUCAAGCCAAGGUUACGCCGCCCGGUGCAAUUUAAUUUAGUCCGACGAACUAGGUGGUAGCCCGUGGGAUUAUCAUUGCUCGUCGUAUGUGUUCGUACCGCGCGCACUUUUUCUGUCUCUGUGCAUAGUCUACAUGGUGGCUGUUGGUUGUUCGGCACCUUUUUUUGGCUGACGCGGGGGGGUGUUGCAAGAAAAAAACAUGGCCAGAUCGAUCGUCUGCGUGCUGCUUGGAGAAGGACGAACGUGAACAGACACCAAAACAUUGCAGGGGGAUGGAUGCUGCGGCGCACCUACUAAUAGACAUGCAUGUCAAUAUACCAACAAGGGUACACGACAAGAGUAGUACGCCCCUUUUGUGUGUUAAGAUUGAUUGAUUGAUUUCGAUGGGUGUGCUCUCCAUGUCGUGGUGUGCCGAGACCAGCCGCAAUUCUGUUUUUGUGGCGGGGGGGGGAGUUGGUGGGAACGGGGUUUGGGCGAGAGGGACAACAUGUGAUGAUUUGCUUGUGUGAUGCUGUAUCGUUGGUGUUGUGGACUUCGCUGGUGCGUGGUUUAUUCGUGUGGUGGUUGUUGGUUGGUGUUUUUGUGUCAAAUUCUUUCUUCGUACAUAAUACUUCCAUUACACUGACGCGGUGCAGAGAACGAAAGGCGUUCGCUUUUCGACUGAUAGUAGUGACCACGUCAUUUGUUUUCUGUGGACAGAAUCAAUCUUCGUCGAACGAACGGACUGACGCAGCGGAAUAGUGCGGACCAGCCUUGACGCCAUUCCGAUGUGUGUGCGGGGGGGCUCGGGGAUUGGGAUCGGCGGGNGGGGGGGGGGGGGGGGGGGGGGGGGGGGGGGGGGGGGGGGGGGUGUUCCUCGUGUUGCCGCUUUUCGUAGAAGUUGACUUAUUAUUUUGUGCGGGAGGGGCGGGGGCGGGCAAAGGAUGAUGGCCUUCUUUUGCUGUGGGUUCUGUGCCGGUCUCGUCCCGGCGCACAAUAGUAUCAACGGUUGCGGUGGUGUUUCGAGCCGUUGGUUGCGGUGGUGGCGAAUGAACACAUUAUUAUUCACGCACGUGUGGACAUGCAAGGUGUGUCCCGUCAUUUUGACGCCCUAUGAUGGUGACAGAAUUUUCAUUCAUACAACAGCUGGUCGGCCCCUCUGCACUUGCUUUCAUGUUACGCGAGUUGGUUGUUUUCCUUCUUGUGUAGUUGGGGGCUGCUUGGUCUGCGCGUGCUUGACGGCUGACAGACAGACGGCCGACAGAUAAAAAAAUAGCGUCUUCCGAUAUCGAAUUGCCGUUUCAACACAGGUGUGCCUCACACGGAAUUCAGUGUUUGACAAUCAUGGUACAAUAAGUAGGCCAAGUUAUGCGUGGCGU